CAGAUUUCCUCCAGCUUUAACAGGGACUUGCAGGCAAAUCGCUGUUUUAUUUGACUCAAAAUGGUCGUCUUAGCAGCCUCAAUAUGUACGAAAGGCGGCAAAGCCGUUUUAUCUCGCCAAUUCCAUCCGAUGACGCGAACGCGCAUCGAGUCGCUGCUCGCCUCUUUCCCGAAGCUCAUCCCGACCAACUCGCAGCACACCUCCGUUGAGACGGGCGAGGUCCGCUACGUGUACCAACCACUUGAGGAGCUCUACAUCCUCCUCAUCACCAACAAAGCCUCCAAUAUUCUCCAGGACAUCGACACCCUCCACCUCUUUGCUCGUGUCGUCACUGACAUGUGCCGCUCCGCCGACGAGCGCGAGAUCCAUCGCAACGCGUUUGAACUCUUGGGUGCUUUCGACGAGAUCGUCAGUCUGGGGUACAGAGAGCAGGUCAACGUGAUGCAGGUUAGGAGUGUUCUGGAGAUGGAGAGUCACGAGGAGAAGAUCCAGGAUAUCAUCGCCCGAAACAAAGAAGCAGAAGCAAAAGAGGAACUAAAACGGCGCGCACGCCAGCUCGAGAUGCAACGACGCGAGCAGCAGAAACGCGCCUCCUCCGGCAUGGGUGGAGGCAUGGGCUCCAUGGGUGGCUCGUCCUACCUCGGCGGCGGCGUCUCGGGCUACGCGCCCGUCUCGCGCUUUGAAGCUCCCGAGGUAUCAACGUCGCGCACUGCCUCGCCUGCGCCCGCUGCAGCUUCGCGCGCUCCUGCAUUCAAGGGGAGUGGCAUGAAGCUCGGCGCAAGCAAGAAGACCCGCCAGGCAGAGCUCAUCGACGCGCUCGGCGGGGAAGCCCUCGUGGCGGAUGAGAUGUCGGCUCCCCCGACUCCCCAGCCUGUCGAGCCUCCUAAUCCUAUAAACACUCGUGGGAGUUUGCCGCCAGUCGACCAGGAGAGUGUCCACAUCGCCAUCAAAGAACAAGUCAAAAUCGAGCUCGACCGCGAGGGCGGCGUCAAGUCGAUGGACUUCCGCGGCGAACUCAACCUGCAGGUCAGCGACGCGGCAGUCGCGCACAUCAAGCUCGCGCUUGUCCCUCCCUCGGCCGACUUUGGCGCCGACCUGCAGCUCAAGCAGCACCCGAGCACUGCCAAGUUCACCUCCGGCCAAUCCGCACGCCUUAUUCAACUCAAGGACUCGUCGCGCGCGUUCCCUGUCAACCAGUCACUUGGUGUGUUGAAGUGGAGAUAUCAGGGCAAGGACGAGAGCUUUGUUCCCUUGUCGAUCAACUGUUGGCCAUCGCCAUCCAACGACGGCACCGUGGAUGUGAACAUCGAGUACGAGCUUGAGAAUGAACACGUCACGCUCUACGACGUCGUCAUCUCUAUUCCCCUCCCCGCCGGCUCAUACCCAACCGUCGCUUCCCAUACCGGCACCUACGAAGUCAAUCCCAGUACGCAUUCGCUCGACUGGCGUUUGUCCAAGAUCUCCCCAGACGAACGCGACGGCUCGCUUGAGUUUACCGUGGGAGGCGACGACGCUGGCGCUUUCUUCCCCGUACGCGUCAACUUCGUCGGUCAAGGCUCAAUCGCGGGCAUUGCUGUCGAGAAAGUCAUGCGUGCGGACGGAGGAGAGGAGCCGCCGUUCUCGGUCGACUCGAUUGUUUUGUCUGAUGAUUAUUUGGUUGUUUGAUAGUGGUGGUUUUGUUAGUAUCUUCGAGCGAGCGGAAUGAUAUGAAAUGCGGAUUCCGCGCAGCUUUAUAAGA
Molecule: messenger RNA, 1738 nt
Organism: Coniophora puteana RWD-64-598 SS2
Lineage: Eukaryota; Fungi; Basidiomycota; Agaricomycetes; Boletales; Coniophoraceae
Exons: 7
Coding region: 61-1665 (534 amino acids)
Biological process (GO): retrograde vesicle-mediated transport, Golgi to endoplasmic reticulum; Golgi localization; endoplasmic reticulum to Golgi vesicle-mediated transport
Cellular component (GO): COPI vesicle coat; cytosol
Source: RefSeq, a predicted model, not a curated record